AUGACAACACAUGUCUAUGGGCAUAUUUCCUUCAGUUUCCUCUUUGGUGCUAAGGAGGCAAGGACGUACGUGGGUUCCCAAGGAAUCCCCCAAAGGUUUUCCAUUCUGGUGCAACAAGACCAAGACCGCUGGCUCGACAGGAUGGGGGUCAUCGCCGAGCCCGCCACUGCAUCACGACCAGAAGCUUUGCAGACGAAGACCACCUUUAGUCGGGAUAGGCAACCCACCACAAAGCAGGAGUGGGGUUUUACACCGCAAGGUGGCCCGAACCUGGGUAAACCGUUGUGUCCACCUCUUCUUCCUGCUCGCUCGAAUCCGACGAGGCCAAGCCGUGAGGCAGUGAGCACGGAGCUGCAGCUAGACGAGGACAACCUUGCCGCGCUCUGGGAGGAGGAUGCGGGCGACGCCGACGACAUCUUCGUCUCCGCCGCCUCCUCCGACACCGCCGAUCCCGAAGCCAGGGACGAGGAGGUCGCCCGCGUCCGCGCCGUCGUGGAGUCCACCCCGGAGGACCAGAUCCCCACCGCUAUCGCCGACAUGGUCGUUGACUUCACCGAGCCGCUCCUAGCCGCCAUCCUCCUCUCCGCCGAGAACUGCUCUGGUAAAAAGCUGCUCCUCUUGUUCAAGUCUGCCGGGAAGAACAACCCUGAUGUCAAGAGCCUUGCCAAUCUUGACAUCGUCGCGAGCAAGGUUGCUGAUUCAGCUCAGAUUGACAAGAUGGACGCGUACAUGCUCUGGGAUUUGGUGAAGGAAAUGGGCAGUGUGCCAGGAUCAUUGAGCAUCCCACUGCUGAACAAAGUGCUAGCAAUGUUCUGGAAGCUCGAGAAAUCAAAGGCGGCGCUAGAGGUGCUUGACAAGUUCAGUGAGUUUGGCUGCACUCCGGACGGCGACAGUUAUUAUCUGGCGAUUCAAGCGGCUGGAAAGAAGUCCAUGGUUGGUGCUGCAUGGGGAGUUUGCGAGAAGAUGAUUAGCUCUGGGCGCUUCCCUGAUGGGGAGAAGGCCGGUGAGAUUGUGACCUUCUUUUGCAAGGGGAAGAAGGUGAAGGAGGCACAUUCAGUAUACCUAGCAGCGAAGGAGAAGAAGGUUCAGAUUCCUACGUCAUCCUUGGAUUUCCUUGUUGGUGCUUUGGCGAAGAAUGACGAGACCGUCAGUAUGGCUCUGGAGCUGCUGGAGGAAUACAAAGGAGAGUCUCUUAAGCAUGCAGGCAAGUCCUUUGCUGCCGUUAUACAUAGUUUGUGCAGGGUGAAGAAUGUGAAGGAUGCAAAGAAGCUGUUGAUGAGGAUGGUGAAUCUUGGCCCAGCUCCUGGUAGUGCAGUGUUCAACUUUGUCAUUACAGGAUUGUCUAAAGAGGGAGAAAUGGAGGACGCAAAGGAUAUGAUUAGGGUGAUGGAGAGCCGAGGGCUGCGCCCUGAUGUUUAUACAUACAGCGUGAUCAUGAGUGGCUACGCAAAGGGAGGCAUGAUUGAUGAAGCCCAUUCUCUACUUCGCGAAGCUAAGAAGAUCUAUCGAAAACUAAACAGGGUUACUUAUCACAUACUGAUCCGUGGUUACUGCAAGAUGGAGGAGUUUGAGAAGGCCCUGGAGUGCCUAAAGGAGAUGAAGAAGGACGGGGUGCAGCCAAAUGUGGAUGAGUAUAACAAACUCAUCCAGUCGUUAUGUCUGAAGGCUAUGGACUGGAGAACAGCUGAGAAGCUCCUGGAGGAAAUGGAGGGCAGUGGACUAUACCUUAAGGGCAUUACCCGCAGCCUCAUAGCAGCAGUCAAGGAAUUGGAAAUGGAAGAGGUGUCAAAAGACAGCCAAGAAGCAUAG
This is a messenger RNA of Triticum turgidum subsp. durum (durum wheat), 1809 nucleotides long. Lineage: Eukaryota; Viridiplantae; Streptophyta; Magnoliopsida; Poales; Poaceae. The record is from the annotation of a GenBank genome assembly.